AUGGUUUACGAAGACAACCUCAACCGCUCACAGCGGGUCACAGACCUCGUCAACAACAGCGCCAUGAUUCAGAGCGAGAUGAAGACCACGAACGCCAACUGGAAGGAACAUGACACUCGCGCAUACGGAUUCCUCACAUCUGUUGCGAAAGCAGCCGGAUAUCCGAGCCCAAAGGAAUACAUUGAUGCCGCCGCCGACAAAGUCCACAAAGAUCUGACCAUCUCGUUGGAUGUUCUAGGAGGCUUGUUCGCUGUGUGCAUGACUGCGGAUAUCGUCACAACGCAAACGGGCCGUGCUAUCUUUUCAUGCAUCUUUCGGUUCUUUGGAUGGCGCGCUUUGGCUAAUGCAAUCGCUGUGGGUGUUCAAGAGGGUGAGGCUGCUGAAGCUAGCCUUGAGAUUAUCGCUGAGGCAUUCGAGGUUACUCAAGUCGAAACGAAAGCCGCGCAGGAAGCUGGUAUUAUUGCAGAAGUUGGUAAUUUCGAUGAGUUUGUCAAGGCGGCCGCACAAGAUGGCAUUGCCGUCGAAGUUGGUCCAGAAGCCGCAGCUCUGACUCAAGAAGCUGCUCAAGGUGCAAAGCAAGCCAGCCAGGGGCUGCGAUAUUUCAAGUUGGGGUUGAAGAUCUUCAAUGGCUUAGCAGCGCUCGCGUCAAUCGGCAUACUUGCCUAUGAAUUGGUGGAGGGCGCAAAACAGAAGAAGGAGCUACAUAGUUUGACGGUGGAAUACUUUGCCAAGCGCUUUAGCAUCAAGCAAGCACAGCUCAGACUUGAGAAAUCGUUUCAAAAUAUCAUUGACAUGCAGAAGCUCAUCGUCGACGAAGACGUACUAAACGGCCUGGUUACUGAUGGAACUAUCACCGCGGAGCAGAAGAAAACGAAGAUGGAAAAGUAUGUCGGAGACAUGAAGGGAGCGUAUCUUAAGUCAUUCACAACACUCAAAGACCAAGAUGCGGUGGACGCAUUAGCGGAGAUAGACAAGACAGCGAGCUCUUGGACGAAUGAGGAUCCUGAUAUGACUGAAGCGAAGCAGUGGCUGAAGGAUAAUCCGGAGAAGCCGGCGGAUACUUCAACGACUAGUACCAAGUGA
Bacidia gigantensis is the source of this 1083-nucleotide messenger RNA. RefSeq lists its product as uncharacterized. The record is from RefSeq and is a predicted model, not a curated record. Bases 1 to 1083 code for a protein of 360 amino acids. Lineage: Eukaryota; Fungi; Ascomycota; Lecanoromycetes; Lecanorales; Ramalinaceae. The transcript is spliced from 7 exons.